ACAACAACAUCGACUCUCGAACGCGAUUGACCCGCAGAGACGCGGCCAAAAUCAGCUAUAUGACUUCCCUCGAGGUCAUCUUUGGCGAGCUAGGUAUUUCUCAGUACCUCGAGGCCUUUUUCGACCAAGGCUUCGAUUCAUGGGAAACGAUUCUGGAUAUCACCGAAUCUGACCUGGAUGCACUUGGCGUUAAGCUCGGCCAUCGAAGAAAACUACAGCGCCGGAUUGCGAACUACAGAGGUGUUGCGCCCGAGACGUCCUUAGUAUCUCCUACUCGUACCAGCAUUGAAGAUGCUAAGCUCGACUCGAACCGGAUCGAGCCCUUGAAAUCCGACAAGCCAGAUGGGGCCGGCGUUGCGAAACGAAAAUACCGACGGCAUCCGAAGCCAGAUGAAAAUGCUCCGGAGCGGCCACCCUCGGCGUACGUGCUAUUUUCAAACAAAAUGCGAGAAGACUUAAAGGGCCAAAAUUUGACAUUCACGGAGAUUGCUAAGUUGGUUGGCGAGAAUUGGCAAAAUUUGACACGGGAUGAAAAAGAGCCAUUCGAAAGGCAAGCACAUGAGGCAAAGGAGAAGUACAAUCGUGAGCUAGCAGACUAUAAAAAGACGGCUGAGUAUAGGAAGUACUGCGAUUACUUACAUGAAUUUCGUAAAAGACAAGCAGCUCAAUUACAAGAAAAAGAUGUCUCUAAACGUCUGAAGACAGAAGCUGACAGUAUCCGCGGUAGUAGUACCAGUGGGGGUUCAACAGGCGCCAGUGGUACAACGAGCGGUACGGUGAGCGGUUCUGACAGUCAACCCGGCAGCGAGCCUCCUCCUUCGCGUCAGCAAAGGAUGGGCUCUUCGGCAUCGACCGUUGAAAGUAGUUUCUCGCCGGGGUUGAAUGCGAUGCAUCACGGAGAUGACCAGUUGCAUUCGCCGAGGACUAUAUUAUACGACGAGCCAAAUAGCGGGCGACCUCGGGGAUUAUCGAGUCCGACUUCACGUGACCUCACGAUGCAUUCAAGUCGUCGGCCGGGUUGGGCUGAUAGCCAACGGAUGUAUGGAGAGUCUCCCAGCACAGUCACUUCCUGGUUUGACCCGAGAGGUGUUACAGGAACUUUGGUACAUUCACCAGAAAAUGGAUUACCUAACUCCGCUCCAAUUCAUGGUCCAAACGGCGGGUCUGGUCGGGGAUCGAGAUCUUCUGGAUCAGCGUCUAUGUCACGGCCGCCUUCAUUAAAGACCGAGCAAUCUUCGACCGGAAGUGUAAGCUCACUUAAUUCCUACGCCAUCCCGAGAACGCCGAGCGAUGCAUCGUUGCCAAUACAUGCUCUUUUGACAAAGCCCGAGACGUCGUAUCCUCCUUGUCCGGCACCUGCCCAGCAAGCGCCGCUACCGAUAUUUCAACCACAGUCUGGCCGCCCACCCGGUGACCAGUCAAGUGGUAACGGAUUCCCUCCGGGACCAACUACUCCGAAGUAUUCGAUUCCUAGCCUUCAAAAAGAGGGCACUUUCAGCGGACCCGCUGAAUCAAAGGCUUCUCCUACUUCGAAGUUUAAUAGCUCCAAUGAGAAUACUCUUGACGGCAUUAGUGCCCUUCUUAAAGCGCGAGAAAUUGUCGAUCGACAGUAAAGCGGGUACAAGAUUAUUGCUAUCCCCUCCCUUACUAUAUUUCUCGUGGAUUUCUGCACUAAUCACAUUUGCAUGUUAAGAGUACGCGGAGCAUGGCAUUUACGAAAUUUAUAUUCAUGACUGGUAUUAACUGGGAGGGAAAUGAGCGUUUGGAAAUUGCAACACGACAUGACACUUAAAUGCGAUCAUUUUGGCAGUUAUCAUCCGGACACAACAGGCUUUGCGUCUCUUAUGUUGGAGGAGAGCCCGGUAAAUCUUGCUGCAAAGACUUUGAAUCUAUUCCAUCUAAAAUACCCAUUUUCUACAUCUGUGAUGUUUACAGCGACUGUUUUUUUUGUCUUUACGAAAAGGGGGCUUUUCCACGUUUGACAUUGAUGUUGUUUGCACAAUCAGAUGUGAUUUCCGUUACCAUUGACUAUCACUACAGGUCUUUUUUUAUACCUAUAUAGGAGUUUUGUUUUUAGGCACUACUCGAAGCGGCACUCUUGUGAGAGAAAGAGCCGAAAAUCUUUGGCGUUGAGAGGUUGAAAGGUCUUUGGGGCGGGCUUCAUGUAUUUACGGAUAUAAGGGAGCGGACACUUCCACUUUUUUUUGGUGAAAAUUUCAUG
Annulohypoxylon truncatum is the source of this 2221-nucleotide messenger RNA. RefSeq lists its product as uncharacterized. Gene Ontology annotation, cellular component: nucleus. Bases 60 to 1613 code for a protein of 517 amino acids. The record is from RefSeq and is a predicted model, not a curated record. Gene Ontology annotation, biological process: regulation of gene expression. The transcript is spliced from 8 exons. Lineage: Eukaryota; Fungi; Ascomycota; Sordariomycetes; Xylariales; Hypoxylaceae. Gene Ontology annotation, molecular function: protein binding.